UCUCCGCCGUUUCUUUCUCUGCCCCUCCCCCGCCUGGUCGACGCCUACUCUGCGCUUUGUCGUUUCUCUUUUACGCAGCUGUAACACCACGAGAGGUCCGAGCAUUUACUCAUACCGGUCUAUGAGUCGUUAAAAGGCGCUGGACGACGAGCUUGGACCGUCCAUCGUCGACCAUCUUUCCUCCAGCUCCUAGUGACGACCGUUAUCUGACGAAAGAGUAUCCUCGAAUCCCUUCUAGACCUGCGUAUCAUAAACACAGAUGUCUGUGGCAGUGGCAAGCUCAAGCAAUCUGCAGGCGCUCGAAGACGCGUCUCAGCCAACAUCCCGUGCCUCUUCCCCAACGUCCCCGACCUCAGUUCACUUCCAGACUCCUCAGGCCCGCGCCACCGCAAAUUAUAAUGGCUCCUAUGCCAAUACACCCACGAAUGGCUCACACAAUCAUGCGCUCGAGCCGCCCGCGGGCGUAUCAUACCCUGAAUUCCUGCGAUCGUGGACGGACGCGCACGUCGCGCACUGGCUCUCCGACAUAAAGUGCGGGCACCAUGCCGCAACUUUCCGAGCGAACGACAUCCGCGGCGAUGUGCUCCUGGAGCUAGACCAGAUGACAUUGAAAGAGAUGGGCAUGACCAGCAUCGGAGACAGAUUGCGGAUCGUCAAUGCAGUUAAGCAGCUCCGGGCCAAGUGCACGUCCAGCGCCGCGCUGUCCUCCCUUACCAAUCGUCCCAGCAAGGCGGAUCACAGUCGUACGUCGAGUGUCUCGAGCGAUCAUGGCGGCUCUUCGCGUGCGAACGGUGCCAGAAGGCUCGAGUCGGGUCGACCAGCCCCUUUGCACCUCCCGCCGAACGGCAGCUCCCCUGAUCUUCCCCGCCUCGUACGAGAUGGGCAAGAUUCGGCGCGGCUUGGGAGCAAUAUGCGCCCGCUGCCGGUGCAGCCCAAUAGUGCGACGCAGCACGGGACGCCUACCACAGCCCACAACCGCGCAAACCUUCCCCCUCUGCCUCCUCCUCCACGUGGGCAGCCUCCUCUUCCUCCCAUUGCCCGCACUCCCCGUAAUUUCCAUCAUUCCCCGAAUCCGGGCACCCCGAGCACGUCUGGGCGGCGCACGCCCACCCUCCUGGAGGCCCCGCUGACGCUGCCUCAGGCUGGCUUGCUCACGCCAUCCUCUCAGACGCCAACCCCGAAUUGGUCUGGCUAUGGAUUGCCUGCGGACCCGCGGCAAGGAAAUCAGAACCUUCGGACGCCUAACAGUCGAUCAACGUCGCCCCUGCCGUUUCCCCCCAGCCAACCGCCUGUACGUAACGCCAGCCGCGCAGCGUCCGACCUAUCACAUGCGAGGAGCAGCUCCCAGUCCCAGUCCACGCCGACUAACGACAAGCCGCUGCCCCGCCCGGGGGUGGGCGCGCGCAACCCCCAUCCGUUCGCGAGCUCGCAGCUGCAGCAGUCGAUUGCGCUCUCCCCGAUCGCGGAGUCGUUCAUGACGCAGAGAAGCAACGGCACGAUGAAUCCCUCUCCGCCGACGUACAGAGGGCUGAACGUGCCGUACCGCCCUGGCACCCCGUCGCACAAUCCCACCCUGGACGAUCUGCGCCGGAAACUGAUUAAAUUCACGAUGUCGGACGAGAGCGUGACGACGACGCUGAACGUCGCGGACUGUAACGGGGGCGUCGAGGUCCUGUCCAAAGCGCUGAAGAAGUUCAAUAUGUUAGGCACGGACGGCUCAGAGUCUAUUGAGUCCGAGGACGGCGCCCUCAAGAUCGAUGGGUGGGGCGCUUUCCUGGGUUGGGGACAAGGCGACGCGACCCGAGGCCCCUUGAGCGAAGCAGAACUCAUGGCGAUUAUCGCCGCACCGCCGGACGACCCCGCGCGGGAGCGCGGCCUGACUCUGCACAAGGUUGGACGCGUGAAGCGCGUUAUCACCCCUCCAACUCCGACGCCCAACGCGUCUGGCUCGGACGACGAGGAUGUGCUCGACAAGGCGCUCGCCGCAGAGCCCCCGGUGUACACGAAGGCGAUGAAGCGGGCGAGCUCCGUGAGCAUCCUGAGCGGCCUGGGCGUGAACUUCCCCGACAAAGCGGCCGAGAGCGCGAGCCAGGAGGCCCCGUCGUCGCCGACUUCCGCGCAGAAUUCGGCGAGCCCGACCAAGAGCUUCACGAGCAAGAAGGGCCCGUCCAAGCUGCGCAACUUCUUCGGGCAGCGGCCCCCCAGCGAGCUCAUCACGACGCAUCUUGCGGAGUACUUCCCGUUCACGGAGAAGAAGGUGCUCGAGCGGACCAGGCGGCAGAGCAUGAUGCGGCAGAGCGGCGUGCCCAAUCGGCGCGACAGCAUCAUAUCGUUCAGGGACAUGCCGUCGCAGAGCCGCUUCAGCGUGAGCACGAUCGGCUCGCAGAAGGAGCGGUCCCCGCGAGUGUCCAUGGCGUCGUCUAUGUCCGCGACCGCGGUGGGCAGGGCGUCGCCGGAUCCGUCGUUGCUCAGCGAAGGAAGCACGAUGCACGACCCACCGCCUCGCGUGUCUCUGUCGACAGACGACGGGCAUUCCGUCGACCUCUCCACGGGGGAUGGCAGCGCGUCCAAGCACAUAGGGACCAGCCCGCACCUCUUGCCCCCCGUAGCGUUCCCGUCCGAGUCGUUGUCGGAGUCGCUGAAUCUUUCGGAGAGCCAGAGCUCGAGGCGCUUGUCGAGGCGCAUGUCCACCGCGUCCAAGCGGAUGAGUUACAUCACUGAGCUCAGGAGCAAGCGCGAUCGCUCGGAUACUGCGAGUUUGAUGACUGUGGACGAGAUUACCGCUGAGGUUGAGAGCCGGCAGGAGACUGCGGCGAAGUCCGGAGACUCAGACGAGUGGACGAAAGUCGAUGUUCCUGACGACAAGCAGAGCAUCAAGAGUGGGGAAGGAGAGGAUGAGGAAGACGAAGACGAGGAAGUAGAUGAGGAUGAGGAAGGAGGCGAAACGGUUGCGACAGAUGAGGAAGAGGAGACUGGGAAGCCGAUCAUGUCCACAGGCGAGAAGACGAUUAAGUGGAUCAAGGGUGCCCUCAUAGGUGCUGGGUCGUUCGGCAAAGUGUACCUUGGCAUGGAUGCGGCGACAGGUCUGCUCAUGGCUGUGAAACAAGUCGAGCUCCCGACCGGUUCUGCUCCGAACGAGGAGCGGAAGAAAUCCAUGCUCAGCGCGCUCGAGCGGGAGAUUGAGCUGUUGCGCGAUCUCCACCAUGAGAACAUUGUGCAAUAUCAUUCUUCCUGCAUUGACGAUGAUCAUCUCAACAUCUUCCUGGAGUACGUUCCCGGUGGCUCCGUCACAUCUCUCCUCCGUAACUACGGCGCGUUCGAGGAGCCGCUUGUGCGCAAUUGGGUUCGCCAGAUCUUGCUCGGCCUCAACUAUCUCCACGAGCGUGAUAUCAUCCACCGAGACAUCAAAGGCGCUAAUAUGCUUGUCGACAACAAGGGCGGUAUCAAGAUCUCUGACUUUGGUAUCUCGAAGAAGGUAGAGGACAACCUACUCCCGGGUCACCGUGCGCACCGCCCUUCUCUCCAGGGAUCAGUCUUUUGGAUGGCGCCCGAAGUGGUGCAGCAGAAGGCUUACACAUUCAAGGCGGAUAUCUGGAGUGUCGGCUGUUUGGUCGUCGAGAUGUUGACAGGCGAACACCCAUGGCCGCAUCUCUCCCAGAUGCAAGCCAUCUUCAAGGUUGGCUCCGCUAAGGCGAAGCCCUCUAUACCGCCGGACAUAUCCGCCGAGGCUGUCAACUUCCUGGAGCUCACGUUCGAGCUCGACCACGAGCUCCGUCCUUCUGCUGCCGACCUCCUCAAGCACCCCUGGAUCGCCAAUACGCCGGGUCCAUUUGGUCAGUAAGAUCAUACAUACAGUCGUUACUCGUCUCUCGUUGCCCACUUCGUCUUAUUUACGAGCACUGACUCGCGACGUUACCUUCGAUGCUCUCAUCGCAUGAGUCCCUUAUUUUUAUAUCUAGUAGCACAUCUAGUCAUCCCGGGAUAUCAAUAUCUGUACUCUUCCACGACAGCCAGCAUAUGCUUUGUAACGGUCGAGCUAUGGAAUGUGUUCAUCUUUUGUUGUUACAUC
Messenger RNA from Dichomitus squalens LYAD-421 SS1, 4069 nucleotides. RefSeq names its product Pkinase-domain-containing protein. Gene Ontology annotation, biological process: protein phosphorylation. Bases 260 to 3841 code for a protein of 1193 amino acids. Gene Ontology annotation, molecular function: protein kinase activity; protein binding; ATP binding. Lineage: Eukaryota; Fungi; Basidiomycota; Agaricomycetes; Polyporales; Polyporaceae. The record is from RefSeq and is a predicted model, not a curated record. The transcript has 5 exons.